GUAACUAUGACUCUCUUAAGGUAGCCAAAUGCCUCGUCAUCUAAUUAGUGACGCGCAUGAAUGGAUUAACGAGAUUCCCACUGUCCCUAUCUACCAUCCUGCGAAACCACAGCCAAGGGAACGGGCUUGGAAGAAUCGGCGAGGAAAGAAGACCCUGUUCAGCUUGACUCUAGUUCGACUCUGUGAAAUGACUUGAGAGGUGUAGAAUAAGUGGGAGCCUUACGGCGCAAGUGAAAUACCACUACUUUUAACGUCAUUUUACUCAUUUCGUGAGGUGGAGCCGGAGCUCUGCCCCUGCUUCUCGAUCCAAGGUGCAGGCCCUCGUGGUCUAUCCGAUCCAAGCGAAAGACAUUGUCAGCGACGACGUAUGCCUCCUCGGAUGACACAAGGUUGUCGAUAGGGCCAGCCCGUCUGGCCCCGAAAGCAUAAGUUCGGAGUUGUCCCUCCUGCGGCGGAGCACCGACGCCCUGGGGGUCUCUUCAUCGCAAUUUCUUUCGCUCGGGGAGUCAAACCCUUUGCAGACGACUUAGACAGGGAACGGGGUGUUCUCGGUCGUCGUUGGCGGCGGUCACGGCUGUCGGGGCUUUCCUAUGCCGUGGUGUCGGGUUGUGGAUCGUUGCGUUCACCCUCGCUCAUCGUCUUGCGAUGAUUGGCGCCUGAUCGCCGACGGCGGUCCGGUUGGCGGUCGUUUGCAGGGUGUGGAGGCGGAGGUGCCCGUCACCGGCUCUCAGCUUCGGCACCAUGAUCCCGUAGGUUACGGGGAGAGCUGUUGCGGCUCUGUUGUGGUGUCGUCUUCAUGUCCGCACUCACAACGGCGCGUUCCGUUUGUGUUAAGGGGGUGUCACGAAUUGGUGAGGACGCUCCGCGCUCUUCGUCAUCCGAGCGGCGCCAUUGAGCAGUGGCGCAGGUGGCCUCGGCCCUGCACCCUCUGCUUACCGUAUGUGAGGGCGGAGACUUCUGGGAUGCGUGAUGCACCCUCGGACGACGUCGCGAGGUUGGGCCCGUCAUCCGCCCGACUUGUUGGAAUGCGCGCUUGUGCCCGUCAUGUCCCCAAUCCUGUGGUCUCGGCUGGGGGUGGGGUGAUUGGUUGCCAUGCUGGGGGCGGGUGUGUUGAUAGUGUUGCCGAGAAGAUUGAGGAGCAGCGAUUUCAAGGGGGGGAUGUGUUACCCUCUCAACAGGUCACCCGGACUCUGUCGUCGGCUCCCUGUGUCAUUGUCACCUCGUCACCAGCAAUCCCUGUUGCAGGGGCAUCGGUCUCUCCGGCUGUCUCGAAACGUCUAGCGCCGAUUGGUCAACCACAGACUCAUGUUGUGCAUCAGAUUGGGGAUGGGGAGGAUGGCCACCAUGCAGGGGUUGGACAUGUUGGUGGUGUUGUCGAGAAAGCUGGAGAGCAGCGAUUGCAAGAGGAUGGCCCGUGUGUCGGCGGUAGCUUGCAAGAGGAGUUUGGGGAAAGUCCGGCAAAUAGGAAGCGUUCACGUGCUCGCAAGAGGGGGAGGAAGGGGAGGUCCCAGGCUACGGCUGGGGUCGGGGACAGAGGAAAGCAGCAGGUGGUACGGGGUUCGUCUACAUCAGAGGAGGAUGAGCCGCCUAGGAAGUUCAGAGAGGUUAAUCAGGUUGGAGUCCUGAGGACCCGGGGGGUGGACGAGGACAUACCGACAGCAGGGAGAAGGGGGAUUGUUGGACGCCUGCCUCAGGACAGGAGCGCUCAGCCAGGCGGACGGACCGUGCCGCAGGGUCCCGCUUCUGCAUGUUUGGAACGGUUCAUUGAAGUUAGUGAUGAGGAGGGGUCCAAUGUUGUUCCUACUCAAUCUGUGUCAUGUCAGGAGAUCAGGGCACCAUUGAGGGUCCUGCCCGAUGUGGCUUCUCCCCUCCCGGUUCCCCCUCAAGGCCGAGUGAGAUUGUCGUCACCAGACCCCUUGCAAGGUGCGCACGAGGAGGAUCGGGAGGAGGAAUCGGAGCCGCGUACGGGUGGAAGGAAUCAGGAUCCAAGGGAGGGGAACCCGUUCAAUGGUAGGUUGCACAUGCAGUUGCUGGAUGGGGUUCUGGAGGAUAUGCUCUCAGAAGGAAGGCUGUAUUUGGUUCCGCUGGUUUUUAUGGAAAGUGCGUCAGUUCUGCAUGUUCUUACUGUUUCGGCCUCGGCGGGUGUACAUAAUGCUCGCUUUCCGAUGGUUGCCCUCUCCGCUAUGCCGAACCAGCAGCACGCCCUGAUGGUGGCUCGGGAGUGGUUGGGCUCCUCAGCUGAAGUGGCCAUGAUCCCUGGAAUUUCGGCCAUUCGUUUGUUGUCACCCACUAGUCAUGAUUUCUCGGGCAUGAGACAUAGAGGGGUGGGGGAGGGUUUUGUCAAGGCAGUUGAAGUGGUGUUGGGAAUGGCUGAAGCUAGAGUUCAGAUUAAUGGAUUGCUAUCUUCACCCCUGAAGAUCACACGUUCUGUACGGCAGGGUUGCCCACUCUCUCCUGCGCUAUACAUCUUGUAUGUCGAACACUUGCGCGAGAUGAUCCCGGCGAAUGAUCAGAUUUUGGGUUUUGAGUUACCAGGGGGAGAACAGGUGAAGUCUAAUGCGUUUACUGAUGAUACUGCGGCAAUGUCCCGUCUGACGAACGAGAGCGUUUCGGCCCUGCAAAGUGAGGUGUCUCUGUUUGAGAAAUAUGUGGGUGCACGAGUGAAUUGGGGGAAAUCUGUGGCGGUGGUCCCGGACAGGGUUGACAUCACAAUGUUCCAAGGCAUGAGGACCCAGUCAACUGAGGAACUAUUUCUGUAUCUUGGUAUUCAGAUCCCUGCGACAUUGUCUUCAGGUUAUCAGUUGGAAGAUCUGCUCCAUCGCGCAGUGACACGAAUGUCGGCUUGGGCUAAACGUGCGUCGCACGGGGUAUUUGGUAAGGUCCUCAUUGCCAAUAAUGCGGUGUCUGCGACACUGUGGUAUGCGGGCGCGGUAUCGGAUCCUCCUAAGACGGCGUGGAAAGGAUACAAGGGCGCCCUUAGGAAGUUUCUGUGGAAGGACGACCCUUGUACCUCGCAGCUUAUCUACAGGGUGCGUUGGGAGAAGUUGGUGCAGCCAAGAUCGGCCGGGGGUCUGGGGUUGUUGGACCCUCGAGUGCAGGUUGCUGCCUUACAGAUGCGUUCCGUCUUGUGGCUCCUUCUAGAAGAUGAUGCGGAGCCUUGGAAGAUGGUCGCGCUACAAGAGAUGGCGGAGGCAAUCAGGGUGCAUCCGGCGGACGUUGAAACGGCCCUCCUUCACCCUCAGCUCUUGUAUGGCCUCCGCAGGGGGGCAUUGUGGUCAUGCGCCCUGGAAAAGUGGCGUGAAGCCCCAUUGAGGCAGUCGGCCCCGCGGACUGGUGACCAGAUCCUUGGGCAGUCUUUGUUUGGAAAUCGGCUCAUACUGCAGACGGGAGCCCCUUUCCCAUGGCAAGGCGGCUUGGGCGCCUUUGGGAGGCAGUGGUUGGAGUGUGGGGUGCAUCGGCUCGUUGACAUCUGGGAUGUGCAGGAGGUCUUGAAAGGCAACCUCUGCAACGGGCCGUGUGCAGGUUCCCUGGAAGGGGACGCCGAAGAGGGUGACAGCCCCRUCGACCGCCGGACCCUGCUGCGCAACGAGGUGUUGUCGAAGAGUCGGGUUGCUUGGGAAUGCAGCCCCAAUUGGGUGGUGAUGCUCCUCACCAAUAGACCGGAGCCGUGUUCUGGGGGGGGGUGGGGGGGAGGAAAAACUGUGAGAGCAUGGCCUAUCGAUCCUUUAGCAUUUGAGGACUUGAAGCUAGAGGUGUCAGAAAAGUUACCAGAGGGAUAACUGGCUUGUGGCAGCCAAGCGUUCAUAGCGACGUUGUUUUUUUAUCCUUCGAUGUCGGCUCUUCCUAUCAUUGUGAAGCAGAAUUCACCAAGUGUUGGAUUGUUCACCCACCAACAGGGAACGUGAGCUGGGUUUAGAUCGUCGUGAGACAGGUUAGUCUUACCCUACUGAUGCACCGCCGUUGCAAUGGUAAUCCAACCCAGUACGAGAGGAACCGUUGGUUCGCACAAUUGGCAAUUGUGCUUGGCUGAAAAGCCAGCGGUGCAAAGCUACCGUGCGUGGGAUUAUGACUGAACGCCUCUAAGUCAGAAUCUGUGCUUGCAGCGACGGCGUAUGCCUCCUCGGAUGACACAAGGUUGUUGAUAGGGCCAGCCCAUCUGGCCCCUAAAGCAUAAGUUCG
Messenger RNA from Chara braunii, 4179 nucleotides. Lineage: Eukaryota; Viridiplantae; Streptophyta; Charophyceae; Charales; Characeae. The record is from the annotation of a GenBank genome assembly.